AGUAAUGUGUUUCCCAGGGCAUUCUCUAUGUAUGUAAACUGAGGUCAAGUUUCAUGACAACCUAAUGUUACAUACUUUAUUAUUACUCAACGAACAUUUCUUGUGUGAUGACCUAAUUACCCACCUAACCCCUUAUAUAUACACAUACCACCCACUACUGCAGUACAGACUUCAGCACCAACCCUUGCCGUAAGCAGUUAAGCAAUCCACUGCUUUCUCUUUCUCUCUCUCUAAGGUCCUACUUCAUAAAUAGUUCAGAGUUUGCAACUUAGAGAGAGGCCAACCCAAAACAUGAAACUCUGGGUCCCCACCUUCUUCUUCCUUUGUAUCUCCAGUGCAGCAGCCUUGAGCCAUUCGACUACUUCAGGAAGGUCAGGGAACUCCGGUUCAUCGGAAGAUCUGGUCCGUACCUCAUGCAUUCAUGCCAGCUACCCAGAUCUCUGCCUUCGAACACUCUCCACCUACGGUGGCAAGCCCAAGACCCCCAAUGACCUCGCCCAAGCCGCCGUCAACGUCAGCCUCUCCCGUGCCCGUAAGGUCUCCAAGUAUCUAUCCCAAGUGGGAACUAGUUUGGGAGGCGGAGUAAGCAAUAAGAGGCAACGAGUUGCGGUGAGUGACUGUGUCGAGCAGCUAUCCGACUCGGUGGACGAGUUGAGGAAGACUCUGUCGGAGCUCCGGAACCUGCGUAGCCGGAACGGAAUGUUCCGGUGGCAUAUGAGUAACGCGGAAACGUGGGUGAGCGCUGCACUCACCGACGAAGACACGUGUCUCGAUGGGUUUCAGGAUGUGGGUGGAUCCGGUGGGAAUGGGAAGAUGGUGAAGUCGUCGGAUGUGAAGCGUAAGAUGAGCAAUGUCGCCAAGGUUACCAGUAAUGCGCUCUAUCUUAUCAAUCGCCUUGACGAUGACCGUGGCCGUUGAUGGAGGACCUACAUUGUACACCUACCCUUGAUUUAUGGAUACUCGAACUGACGGCAGUUGAUGUUAGUUACUGCCAGUAAUCAUCGAUUUGUAUGUACGGAUACCUUAAAACAAAUGAAAUUUUAGGUUAUGUUUC
Molecule: messenger RNA, 1054 nt
Organism: Macadamia integrifolia
Lineage: Eukaryota; Viridiplantae; Streptophyta; Magnoliopsida; Proteales; Proteaceae
Product: pectinesterase inhibitor 3
Exons: 1
Coding region: 292-918 (208 amino acids)
Biological process (GO): negative regulation of catalytic activity
Molecular function (GO): enzyme inhibitor activity
Source: RefSeq, a predicted model, not a curated record